Messenger RNA from Raphanus sativus (radish), 1869 nucleotides. RefSeq lists its product as uncharacterized. The transcript has 6 exons. Lineage: Eukaryota; Viridiplantae; Streptophyta; Magnoliopsida; Brassicales; Brassicaceae. Bases 284 to 940 code for a protein of 218 amino acids. The record is from RefSeq and is a predicted model, not a curated record.
CAUAGAACACGAUAACCCUAAUCUAUCGCCUUCGUCCUCCCUGUCUUCGUCGGCGCCGAUCGUGAAGAAACGGACACUGUAACGGAUCUGUUGCUUGCGCAUCGUAAUUACUUCGAGCGUCUUAAAUUCAUGCCUCUAAUGCGGUCUCUUCGGUUGCGUUGAUCAUAGGUUGGUUUGUGCUAUAAAGGGUCUGUAUCCCUCUCUUUUGUUUUUUCUUCUCUACCUCUUAAUCUCGCUGAUACCUAUCAUCGCUAAUUCACAAUCUUUAUCCUCUUCCCUGCUAAUGGCUAUGACGAAGGUUUUCUUCUCGGAUUUGAAAUCCGGCCGGUGCUCCGCCGUCGUUGAGGCGCGACUGCUCCGGUUCUGGGAAGCAAGAAACGUGAAACGUGGUGGCGAGCUCAUGUGGGCUGACCUUCUUUUGGUGGACGUCAAUGGCACUAUCAUGCAGGCAAGCAUAAGCUCUAAUCGUCUCCCACGAUACCAGGAACAACUCAUUGCCGGGACAAUGUUUUCGAUAUCCGGUUUUGACGUCGCUUGGUGUGCGCAGAACUUCCGGCUUACGGAUUCUUCUCUCCUCAUCCGGUUCAGCGAAACAACCUCCUUUAAGGAGUUGUCUGACCCAGUUUCACCUUUACCCACUGAAGGUUUCCGGUUCCGUAACCAGUCGGAGUUGCAUGGGCUGGCAAACACGAACAGUCACUUACCAGACAUCAUAGGGGAGAUCCUUGGGGUGAGGAGUACCGUAACUGAUCCUCCUGAAGCAAAGAAUCGUGUGAUGGUGACAAUCAGGCUGGACAGUGAUGACACUGUCACCCUAAGCCUAAUUGACUCUCAGGCUGUUGCUCUCCAUAUGCAACUAGAGUCAAUGCGUGUUGAUCCGAAGGUCAACCCGAAACUGGUUGGAGGUAGAGAUACAAAUCAACAAUGGCUCUUAUUUUAGUGAUCAGCCCCUUUGCACUCAAGCACCGUUUAGUUUUGUGAAACCUACUCUGAUUCAUGGAUAACAAAAUACCUAGAAGAGUUCCAUGUUCUGGUUCCAGUGAGUCCCACACCAAACGUUCACGAUGCCUCGAGAGUCUCGAGUUCCGGUGAUCAUCCAGACAAUGACCCGCAUUCAUCUAGACAAGCCCGAAUGCUCAUUCGAUCUACAAAGUCACCACAACCAACCUCGGUAGGGUGUAAAGAUUGCAACUGCGUGCCAAAGAAAUCAGAUUUAUCAUAUGCAAUGUGGUUUACCAGUUGGAGAGUGGAAGACUAUCGACACUUUUAAAGUUUUGGCUGUUUUUGGACAAUAUCAACCAAUUGCGCAUCAAUACAAGUUGAUUUUUAUAGUUUUAUUUCUCUAUUAAAUCAAUUUCGAAAUUAUUUAUAGUUUUAUUAAUUGCUGUCUUUUCAGUUUAAUAAAUACAUUUUCUAAUUCUAAAUUUAACACAUUUAAUGAUAAUAAAAAUCGCAUAUGGUAUGGUAGAAAAAUUAUUGUGCCAUCACUAUCUUUUAAUAUUCGAACCAAACCAAUUUUUAUAUUAAGUUUAAGUUUUUGGCAUACAUUAUUCAAUUUUUUAUAUAUAUAUUUUACUUUAUAUUUUAAUAAUUUUAAUUUUUUAAACAAUUUAAAUGAGUUAUCUGAAUCAGAACAUGAACCGAAAUUAUAAAUACCCGAAUAAAGCUAAGACCUUUUACCCUGAAAACCUAAAACCCAAAGAGACCUGAAUCAAACCCGAAUGGACAUCCGAACUCCCAUCCCUACUACGAGAUAUAGAAACAUAAUCACCUUAUUUAUUUUCGAAAAAAUAUUCUCCAUUGACUUUCUCAUCAGUCUACAGUAAUUAUAAAACUAAUUGUCAAAAUCCAAUCUGAAAAUUAUUGAAC